CGUCAGUGAAAGUCCUGCACUGAGACUGAGAGGCGCUUCAUGGCCAGACAACAUUCAGAUUUACCACCACAGCUCUGAACACAGGACAUGUCCACUGGCACCAUGAUCCGUCCUCUAGCUCUUCACCAAAACAUCUCUGGGACGCUGAGCUGUGAGUGAGUCAGAGUUAACCACCAUGAGCGCUGACACCGUCAGCAGGCCAGAGCUGGAAUUGGAGAACAACGGCGAGCUUGCUGACUUGGUGGCAGCCAUGAACGUGGCCGCCAACCGUUUAACCCCUCCUAAUGGCUACAGGUCGGGUGGUCCAAGGACCACCAACACCAACCGAAUUCGCCUCUCAGACAGGAAAAUGUCUCUGCAGGAGAGAGGGAGUCGCAUGGCCCGACAGCCAACCAUUGAGACCAAACGUGUGUCAAUCACUGGCGUUGAUGACUGUAUCCAGCUUAACCAGUAUAAACUAAAGGAAGAGAUUGGAAAGGGUUCGUAUGGAGUAGUGAAAUUGGCUUAUAAUGAAGAUUCAGAAGAGCACUAUGCAAUGAAAGUAGUUUCAAAGAAGAAGCUGAUGAGGCAGUGUGGAUUUUUGCGCCGCCUGCCAACCUCAGGGUCAAAGUCACAGCAGGAUCCGUUCCCUAAAGCCGCCUUGCCUCUGGAGAGCGUGUACAAGGAGAUCGCCAUCCUGAAGAAACUGGACCAUCAUAAUGUUGUCAAACUGAUCGAGGUGCUGGAUGAUCCUGAUGAAGAUGGACUUCACAUGGCCUUCGAAUUGGUGACAAAAGGACCGGUGAUGGAGGUGCCUACUGACAACCCUCUAACGGAGCAGCAGGCUCGCUUUUACUUCAGAGACGUUGUCCUUGGAAUAGAGUACUUACACUACCAAAGGAUUAUUCACAGGGACAUUAAACCAUCUAAUCUGCUGUUGGGAGAUGAUGGCCACGUCAAGAUAGCAGACUUUGGUGUGAGCAAAGAGUUUGAGGGGACAGACGCCCUUCUGUCAAGCACAGCGGGGACGCCGGCCUUCAUGGCUCCGGAGAUGAUGACCGAACACGAGCAGAGCUUCAGUGGAAAAGCAUUAGACGUGUGGGCGAUGGGAGUCACACUGUACUGCUUCGUCUUUGGGAUGUGUCCUUUUUAUGAUGAAUACAUAGUUUCUCUACACAACAAGAUAAAGAACAAACCUGUGGAGUUUCCAGAGACGCCAUUAAUAAGUAAUGAACUGAAGGAGCUCAUUGAAAGGAUGCUGGAUAAAAACCCUGAAACAAGAAUCACCAUCCCAGAAAUUAAGCUCCAUCCGUGGGUGACAGAGAACGGUGCAAAUCCUCUCCCUCUGGAGGAGGAGCACUGCACGGUUGUUGAGGUCACUGAGGAGGAGGUGCAGAACAGCAUUAAACUCAUCCCCAGCCUCUCCACUGUGAUUCUUGUGAAGUCCAUGCUGAGGAAGCGGUCUUUCAGUAAUCCCUUUGAGUGUCAGGGCAGACGGGCGGAGAGGUCCAUGUCUGCCCCUGGAGGUCUUCUUACUGGUUCUUGGGGCUUACUGGGGUCUUCGUCUCACCUUCAUCCUUCCUUGAGGAAAGUCAGCAGAGAGGGAAGCAGAGAAGGAGAGUUGGAGGACUUGUAUGAAGAUGAAGCUUUUACAGAGAGUGCUGAUUAAUCUGGCUCACAUGGAUUUAAAACACAGAAAGUAUGUUUUUGUACAUUUAUUUGUGUCUUUUUCUCUUAAUUCUUUUGUUCGUUGUUGCUUUUGACAUUAGAGGAGAAGAUUGUGGUCAUUUUGUAAAUUUACUGAAUAUUCAAGUAAGAUUUGUAGUGCAUGAAAAUACAGAAAAAGAUGAUAUUAUCUUCCAUCCAGGCUUAAAAAAGUAAAUAUACUCCAUGAAGAUGAAGAUAUUUUUACGUUUUCCUACAGCUGUUGAAGAUAACAAAAUAUAAACUAUUGAAACAAUGACUGAAUCACGUUUCUUCUGUCACGUUUAGUUUUGUUGCGUUGA
This is a messenger RNA of Maylandia zebra (zebra mbuna), 1985 nucleotides long. It is a transcript of the gene camkk1b, whose product is annotated as calcium/calmodulin-dependent protein kinase kinase 1, alpha b. Lineage: Eukaryota; Metazoa; Chordata; Actinopteri; Cichliformes; Cichlidae. The record is from RefSeq and is a predicted model, not a curated record. Gene Ontology annotation, biological process: CAMKK-AMPK signaling cascade; protein phosphorylation. Gene Ontology annotation, molecular function: protein serine/threonine kinase activity; ATP binding.